CGUCCUCCGCGGCCUCCGCUUCCCUGGCGAAGCCGCAGGCGCCCACGAGGGCACAGGCCGGGGGCACCCGGCGGCUGGCCUGGCAGGAGUAGGACGCCGGGAGGAGCUGGGCGCGCACGGUUACCGAGCGUGGAGGAGACACUGCCCUGCGGCGAUGGGUGCCAGGGGCGCUCCUUCACGCCGGAGGCUGGCGGGGCGGCGGCUGCGAUACCUGCCCACCGGGAGCUUUCCCUUUCUCCUCCUCCUGCUGCUGCUCUGCAUCCAGCUCGGGGGAGGACAGAAGAAAAAAGAGAAUCUUUUAGCUGAAAAAGUAGAACAGCUGAUGGAAUGGAGUUCCAGGCGCUCAAUCUUCCGAAUGAAUGGCGAUAAAUUCCGAAAAUUUAUAAAGGCACCACCUCGAAACUAUUCUAUGAUUGUUAUGUUCACUGCUCUUCAGCCUCAACGGCAGUGUUCUGUGUGCAGGCAAGCUAAUGAAGAAUAUCAAAUACUGGCUAACUCCUGGCGCUAUUCGUCUGCUUUCUGUAACAAACUCUUCUUCAGUAUGGUGGACUAUGAUGAGGGGACAGAUGUUUUUCAACAGCUCAACAUGAACUCUGCUCCCACGUUCAUGCAUUUUCCUCCAAAAGGGAGACCCAAGAGAGCUGAUACUUUUGACCUUCAAAGAAUUGGAUUUGCAGCUGAACAACUAGCAAAGUGGAUUGCUGACAGAACGGAUGUUCAUAUUCGAGUCUUUAGACCACCCAACUACUCCGGCACCAUUGCUUUGGCCCUGUUAGUGUCACUUGUUGGCGGUUUGCUCUAUUUAAGAAGAAACAACUUGGAAUUCAUCUAUAACAAGACUGGUUGGGCCAUGGUGUCUCUGUGUAUAGUCUUUGCUAUGACUUCUGGCCAGAUGUGGAAUCAUAUCCGUGGACCUCCGUAUGCUCAUAAGAACCCACACAAUGGACAAGUGAGCUACAUUCAUGGAAGCAGCCAGGCUCAGUUCGUGGCAGAGUCACACAUUAUUCUGGUACUAAAUGCUGCUAUCACCAUGGGGAUGGUUCUUCUAAAUGAAGCAGCAACAUCCAAAGGAGAUGUUGGAAAAAGACGGAUAAUUUGCCUAGUGGGAUUAGGCCUGGUGGUCUUCUUCUUCAGUUUUCUACUUUCAAUAUUUCGUUCCAAAUACCAUGGCUAUCCUUACAGAAAUUUUAAUCAGCUCUCUUGUGAAUGAUCAUGGUAAUAAGCAGAUGAUACACAUCACAAGAGCAAGUUUUGCUAAAAGGACUGCAGAGAUUACAUGCCAAAGAUUUGGACAAAUCCUGAGCUAAAUCCUAAAAACCUGACAGUCCAGGGGAAAAAUAUCUAUUUGUACAACUAGUUCACUGGAGGAAAAAAUAAAGGUGAUAGCAGAAGCAAGAGUGACAGAGGUAAUAAAUGAAAGAAUGAGAGAGAAAUAAUCCUAAGAACAGUAGAAAUGUAAGAUGUUGAUAAGGAAGUAAAAGAAAUUUCCUCCCACUGAAUUGUUGUGUGUGAGAAGCUUGGUCAGUUAUGAACAUAACAUAGCACCACGUUCUCAAACGGCUUCCAGUCCCAGAAGGGUGUGUCUGUGGCACAAGCAUUGUAGUACUUGAUUUAAAAGAAAAAAAAAUCAACUUGCUCUUCUCCACAAAAGCAGUUUGUAAGGAACGAGAGAAUGAGAUAUAGGACACCAUCAUCAGAGGAAAAGGAAAACAUGCGCAACAUUCCCGAAGGCAUGUGCUGGUCUGAGAACUUACGGAAAGACAUUCGUGGCUAUCCAUCUUCACGAAGAGUGAGGCCCUGUGUUUAACCCUGAGGACCAAGGGCUAACUUAAUGUACUCAUUUGUGGCAGACAUACACUGAAGUGGGCUUGCGAAAGAAUAGAAGAAUGAGUUCUCAUCCAAGACCAGAUCCUUGACUUUGAGAUGAACUGCAAGGACAAGUACACUUUUUUCCUUUAAAACGAAUGAAAAAAACUGCCUACCGCAGAUAAUACCUGUCCCGUGGAUAAAACUGUUAAGCUCUCCCUUCGUGAAAAAGCACAUUUGAACAUAACAGCAUACACUAAUUUAAAAAUCACCUUUAGCCAGGGACAUCAGUUCUAGCUCUCCCUUUUAAUUACAAUGUCUGAGAAUUAUAACUUUUGUAUCCAAAAAAUACCACUGAUAGUUUAGAGGUAAUUCUGAACACAGUUCUGAAUUUUUAUUAGUUCCUCAUAAUUUUGAAUUCUGUUUAAUCUACAGUCUUUCAUUUCUUCUGUAUGUAGUCAUCUUUACGUGUUUUAUUUCUGUUUUGACUUCGAUCUUAAACGUCACAAAAUCUUAAACCCUUACACCCUUCGUGAUAUUUUCUCAGUACUUCACGCUGUUAUUUUUGUUGAUCUUUCUAACUUUUGAAGGGGAGAGGAUCUGCAUGAAAUAUUUAUCCUGUUUCCUUCAAUCUGUCCCACAUUUUAGUCUUAGGGGUUUUUUUUGUUGUUGUUUUUCUACAGUAUCAGUAGGUUUCACACCAUCACUAACUCUCCUAGGUUCUCUGUUAGGUUUCAGUAAGCAAACUUCCUGGAUUUAAAUUCCUGAUCUGUUACUGGAUGUGUGACCUUGGACAAGUUACUGGACUCUUCUGAACACUGGUUUUCUCAUUUGUAAAUGGAAAAAAAAUGUACAUGCUUCAUAAGACUCUUGUCAGGAUUACAUGAGAGAAUGCAUGUAGAUUACUUAACACAUUACCGAAUACAUGGUAAAUUCCACAUAGUAUUAAUUACUCAAUAACUGUAAGUUGCUAAUUAUCAGUAUUAAUUAUUCAAUAACUAAGUUGCUAAUUAUCAUCAUUAAUUCAGAUGUAAAUAUUUCAAACUCAUUUGUAUUUAAUCUCCUUUCCUAAGCAGGAUUUUCUUUACACUGAAGAUUAAGUAACUGUUUUAUAUUUGCAUGAUUCAGUUGAGUGAAGAACAGAUUUUCCCUGAACCUUUUGAUGAACUUAAUUGGACUCCUGAGUCCCUUGAAACUACCAGUGAAAUAUCAAGAUUAUUAAGAAUUUGGUCUAAUUACCAUCUGAGCCAUGGUUCAGAAAGGAAAUUUUAUUCCAGAAGUAGCAGUGAAUUCCUUUUGUAUAUUAAAUAAAGAUUAACUUUAGGCUUGUCCCAUCUUCAAAGAAAAGCAAAGAGCUAGUAGUGAUACACGAUAGUCUUCAGUAAUGGGUAAUUUCCCAUUAUUUUUCAGGGACACACUUUGACCUACAAAAAAUCAAAAAAUUUCCAUAAAAGUACUUAUGACCCAUGUCUCUCGUUUGGUAAAAAACUAAAAUGAACCAUUCUCUGUUAAUUACCACUUUGCUUCCUGUUUAUAAAACUCUUUAGAGAGAGAGAGUGGCAGAAUGGACAGAUAAUAUUUACAGUCAGAAGAGUGGAGUUCAAGUUUAAUGUAUAUUAUAGUGAUUGAGAACCCUAACUCUGCAGUCACACAGAUCGGAGUUUGAAUCUUAGACCCUCUCUUCACUAACUUUGAGACUUGGAGUUAGUCACUUAAGUUCUUGGUCUUAUUUUUCUUCAUUUCUAAAAUAGUGUUUUAGUUUCUUUAUGGGGUUUGGAGACAGGCUCAGUUGUUAGGUUUGUGUCACGUUAACGUUAAUGCUGUAUCGUUUGCCAAGAUACUUAACUCUGCUGAGCUUCUUUCUUCAUUGGUAAACUUGGUAGAACACCUGUCUCAGAAUGUUGUGGGGAAAAAUUAUAUAAUUCAUACAGCCUGAAAUGUAGGCUUCUCAAUAAAUAUUGCUUCGCCUACGUCUUACCUUUACAAUAACUUCAGCAUUUUACCUCAUUACAUUUGUGUUCAGCAUUUUACUUCAUUACAUUUUUCACUAAGUAUUCAUACAGAACUCUUUUGUGUAUUCAAGUCAUUUUCAUUCUGUAAUACUGUAUGGUAUUAUAGAGAGAAGUCCUUGAAAAUACCUUUUUUUGUAUCUCCAAAGUGCUGUGCACAUAGUAGGUGCUCUUCAUAUUAGUUGAACGUUGAACUCAAAAACAUUUUUUAUUUAUUCAUCAUCUAAAUGCAAUAGGAACCGUUAAGAUA
Molecule: messenger RNA, 4065 nt
Organism: Felis catus (domestic cat)
Lineage: Eukaryota; Metazoa; Chordata; Mammalia; Carnivora; Felidae
Gene: TUSC3
Product: tumor suppressor candidate 3
Exons: 10
Coding region: 155-1210 (351 amino acids)
Cellular component (GO): oligosaccharyltransferase complex
Source: RefSeq, a predicted model, not a curated record